Rhopilema esculentum is the source of this 5178-nucleotide messenger RNA. The record is from RefSeq and is a predicted model, not a curated record. Lineage: Eukaryota; Metazoa; Cnidaria; Scyphozoa; Rhizostomeae; Rhizostomatidae.
AAGGCCGUCAAAGAAGUUUUGCAACUUUUCGACAGUGUUUAUAGGCCUACUGUUUGUUUCGCGAGAACAUUUUCCCAAUUUUCUUCGUUGCAAUGAGUUAACUAACAUAAACUUGCUUAUUGCAGUAGAAAGUAUCUUGCGGUCCAUUGUUAACGGACCUACCACGAUGAUUGCAGGAUUUUUGUUGGACUUACCGUGUUGUAUCUAAAGAAAAUGACCUACGCAAUCUCCUAGAAAGCAUUUCAGCAAAGAAAACACACAUACAUAACAUAAUGAUAUCGUGAAGACAUCUCCAGUGGUCACCACGCUUAGAAUUCUCCACUUGUCAGUCUACCACGCAAACGGCAAUUGUGCAAACUUGCAAAGCUAAUUCCCAUGCUUGCUAGCGAUGGGGGUUUAGAAGAGUUUUUUCACAAUUUUUUCUGCAUCGACUGGUGUGCAGAAGACACCCUUAGUUCGGUAUUCUCAGGUUGGUAGUGCCUCGAAAACUCUUUGUAUUCGAGUUCAAUGUUAAAAUUUGCCGAAAGACCCGCUCUUUAAAAGGUAAAAAUCCCCUUGAGUGGCAAAAGGUCCCUCUUAGAAACUUAGAUCUCCUUUAGGAAAUCUUCAUUUUCUCUCCCAGCAUGGAGAAUGUUAUCACAGGUCUAUAGAAUGGGGCAGCGUGUAUGCCUUGCAGCUGAUGUUCUCUUCUGUUCUCUAUUAACAGUACAUAUCCAUGAGGAACAACGAUUGGUUUGGCUGGUUUUGUCUAAUCAUAGAUGUUGUUGCCAAAAUUUCCUUGUACUUUAAGGUUUUUGUUUAGCCUCUUCCUGUCUUUUCAUCUUUAGAACACCUGUCAAUCUAUUGGUCUUUAAAGAGUCUCAGAGAUGAAUCUAUUCAGAGCUUAACCCUCAUGGUAUAUCAAAACGACCAUUAUAUAUGUGCUAAAUAGUUGUAUGAAAUUGGUAACGAUGCAGACAAUAUCAUUAGCAGUUCCAACUUUAUUCAAAGGUACAACUUUAUUCAUUAACAGUUGUAACUUUAUUCAAAGGUACAAGCAAAACUUAAUACUAUAUCUAGGUAACUGCAUUAGUCAAGUACGAACUAUUUUCUCAUCCUGAUGUCUCUUCCGCUGAAAAAGCAUAGUCUCGACCAUUAGAAAGAAGUUAACUAAAAAGGGAUAGGUUUCUGUCUUGUAAAAAUUUAACCGACAGUAGAAGAAAAGUUGCGUUUUAAAGAAAGUCCCUUUAUUAGCCUUGCUAUCUCUUUUCUAACUUUGAUGUCAUAGAAAACGAAAAUAAUCGAACCGCUAGCGUGCCUCUUCAAAUUUGCUGAAACAUGCAAAAACUUCUAUUUCUUGUUAAUAGCCUUCAAAGUGUGAUAAUAACAGCCAUUUGAUGAUGGUUUUAGUGAUACAGUGAUCUUAAAUCCUACGAGAAAUCGUCAAUGGUCCUACUUCACUCUUUUGACAACUAUCUUAUAUAAAACAUCACUAGAAAUUAGACGAAUUGCGCAAAGAAGUUUUGGCUACAAAUUCAAUUUAUUUCUGCUCAUCACAAUUGUCUUUGGAAUUUGAAAAGUCAAAUAAACCUUUGACGAAAUAACGAACUCUUUUACAGAACGAAAAUGUUAUAGAAAAUCGUUUUAAACAAACAAUUAGCCAAUGAAAGUAACUAGAUCAAUCCGGGGGAAUCCUGAUGUAAUAAGUCAAUUUUGCUGGAAACCGCUCAGGAACAAUUAUUUUUGGAGUUGAGAAUAAAGACAUAGAGAAAAGACGUCAACUUGAAAGAGGAUUCCUUGGCUGCUUGAAUAGAUAUUUUGAAGACAGAUGGUAGAAAUUUUACAAAAUAUAUGAUUUCGACAAAUGUGUCACGACAAUAAAAAAGCUGACAUUAGCACAUGCAAUCAAUGAAUAUAUUUAAUGAAAGCAAGAGCUGGAGGAGGCACAAUGGUUGGAGUCUACAAUAUGGGGGCUCCACAGCUGAGAAAUGCAAAAAAAAUGUUACUCGAGGUUGUACUGAACACUUGGACGUGUGCCUAGCAUCUUCACAUGGGACAGUACAGUCAAUUCUGAUGUCUCUUGUCAGAUUCUCAAACCAGGUUUUCGCAUUCACGGUGUCACGGCUGGCGUUUAAAAUGCCUUUCGAAGAACAUAUGAACUGCUAAGACCUUCAAAAGAUUCACUGGCCCGAGGCAUUGACAAAAUGGCAGAGUCUUUGAGUAGCAACCAGUCAUUAAUGUAUGGAUGUGGCGGUGAAUUAGAGACAACAUUUCUAGAAUCCGAAGGCAUUUUCUACGCAGUGUUUCUUCUGAUGCAGUUUGUGAUGUCAACUUUCGGAAACAUUUUAGUCUGCCUUGCAAUACUACGAUUUCCAAGUUUGCACACUCUGACAAAUGCAUUUAUUCUGUCUUUAUCAAUUACAGACUUACUAACCCCUGGGGUGCGGGUAAUUUACGUUGCUGUUUCGAUAUUCGCGUCGAAAUGGAUUUUCGGUUGCUUUUGGUGCCAAUUAUCAUCAGUCCUCGGCGUGUUCCUCUGUUCUUCGUCGAUACUUCAUCUUUGCGUUAUUAGCGUAGAGCGCUUCAUAACCAUAAAAUGGCCUUUGCGACACCAAAAUUGGAUAACGAAGCGAAGCGUUGCAUUCCUGAUAACGAAUAUAUGGGUGGUCUCCUUCGUUUUAUCGCUCUUUCCUUACUUUGGACUCGUUCACCAUACAUUUAACAUAGAGAUACUUGACUGUGAGAUAUGGUGGGAGGCUAAUCCAAAGCUGGCCGUUUUACUAGCCAUAUUUUUCUUCCUUAUUCCUUUUAUGGUAAUGUCGCUAACAUACUUUUAUAUAUUCAAAGAAGUGCAUCGUCAGACGCGGAGGGUUUCCACCGUCCCUGUACCGGCGGAGAUGACAAGAAAGAAGUCUAUCGGCUCCAGGAUGCGUAUCAACCAUAUUCUAAAGCACGAACUCAAAGCUGUACGUAUCAUAGUUGUUGUGAUUGGAGUCUUUUUCGUCUUCUGGCUUCCCUGGUUCACAGUCACAUGUAUCAGAGCGUAUAGCCCUAAAAGUAUAUCUGGUAUGAUGCAAAGACUAACCUUCGCAAUGGCCUACACUAACUCUAGCUGCAACUGGAUAAUUUACAGUGUCAUGAACCGGCAAAUUAGGGAAGCUUUUAAAACGAUUUUGACUUCAUGCCAAAGCCGGCUGCCACAACCCAAGAGAGGCUCCGACGCUCCAAAAAAUAUACGAAAUGUUUUUAGCGGAAUCAGAAUUGCUAAUGUAGCAUUUAGAAGAGCUUCGAAAUCGGAAACUCCGACAACAGAAUCCAAUAACAACGGCCAAAACCCGCAAGCCCUGCAACAGCAACAACUGCAAACUGAACAGUAGUCGUGAUACUAUUUAAAUUGUAUGUAGAAGUGUUAUUCAUAGAAUCUUAAUCCACCUUUAACUAGACGUUGCAUGACCGAAUGCAACGAAAAACUAAACAUUUGGCCUAGACAAAAGUACACUGUCGUUAGAUAAAAAUACGUUUUAGACGAUAACGCUUAAACACGAAAAAAGCUUUAAAAGUUUGUGAAAAUGUGUAUGAAACAUCAGUACUAAAUUAUUCUUCUGUCAGCUGAAGUUUUUUUUGUGAGAUGCGUAUUUUUCUUUCACUUCAUACACAGCAACCCAGAUGUUGAUUCGAUUAAGAGCAACUAAUUUAAACGAAAAUUAAUACACUUGUUUAAGCAAUAAUUUAUAACGUCUGUUGAAGACGGAAAGGGAAGGAAAAUCAUCUACUACCAGAUUUUGGGACUAGAUCACUUAAAUCAGACAAUCCUUUAAAUCAGCCAAUGUCAUCAAUAGAUCUUAUUCGUUUCGCUGGAGUGUUUCGUUUUGCCUACACCCUUUCAGUAGAUUGAAGAGACAUCAAUAACAAAAGAAUGCUUCAUCAAUGCAGAAUUGUCACCGAGGCAAUUUUUUAGGCAUCAUGAGUGGUACCUCACUCUACAUACCCGCCCCCAUAUCAAACUCUUCAUUGGAAUUCAGGCUGUAAGGUUUCGAUCAUUGAAUUUCAUUUUGAAGUUUCCGUUUGUAAUGCCUUCUAAUCAUAGAAGCUUUAGAGAGGGUAUCUCGAAGUCCAAUUUCAAUGAAUAUCAAUUACAAUGGCAUACUGACUUUUUGUUCUUUUUGAAGAUACAUUUUUUGCGAGUUUAUUUCCAGUAGGUAAGGUCGAUGAUGAGUGGAAAGACUGUUGUUACUCUUAGGGAAACGUAUGAAAAUUCCUUAAGAUUGAUAGAGCUUUUGUAGAAGAAAAAUUGGGACAGCCUCAAGCUUUCUGCAUCCCAUAUUGUACUUUUAAUUUCUUAAUUCAAAUCAAAUCCACCUUGAGACAACCAGAUUCCACAUCUUCAGGUUUUCUAUUCUCUAAAUCACUUUUUAGUGGCCAAAAUAUUGCAAUGGGUUUUAAAGCGGAAUCAUCUCGUCUUGGUAAAAGAUUCCAAGAAAAGCGAUAGCAUUGAAAUGCAAAACGAGUGCAGAAGUGACCGAAUAUCCAGACGAAUUCACCUAUGUUUAUCUCUUAUCACUGUUUGUUUAUGUCGAAAGUUUGUUGUAAAAAUCACCUUUUAAGCGUGAUCUCAAAGCAGGAAUGCCAGAUUGGUGUUUAUCUUGGAGCAACUUGCGUUCACGUUAUCUGAAGUGUAUAAUUGUACAGCCGAGGUGAUUUGAACUUUAGAACAUCUUUUGUUCGACGUUCUGAUUUUGAGGCGUAGGUGUUCACCCUGAUCUCUGAUAACAUAGUCAAUGCUGAUAGCGAAUGGCUUGGACAAUAAGAACAACCUUUGAUGAUCCUCUCAUUUUCAUUUACAAUGAACAGCUUAAGACCUUCACAAAUGAUUCGUUAUAAUGUAUUCCUUACAAUGUAUUCUCGCUAAAGUUAAAAAACUCGUUACCAAUCAAGCGUAAAGCUCAGGAACCGCGCACCUCCUUAGAAGUGGAGGAGCUAAAAUGGUUGUGACCGAAAGAUUUUUGAGGCCACGCCCUCUUGAACGCCGGAAAACGCCCCUUUUAGAACAUGCUUAUUUCUAUUGAAUUUUCAUAAACAGUCUGGUUCAGAGAAGGUAUCAAUAACUAUAAAAAUAGAUAGAAUUAACUCGAGGGUAAUAAAGAACCAAGCUAACCAAGUUAGAAAAUACAUCAUAUCAUUAAACAAGAUGAUUCCCAG